Molecule: messenger RNA, 1579 nt
Organism: Rhincodon typus (whale shark)
Lineage: Eukaryota; Metazoa; Chordata; Chondrichthyes; Orectolobiformes; Rhincodontidae
Product: S-phase kinase-associated protein 1-like
Exons: 6
Coding region: 397-888 (163 amino acids)
Biological process (GO): SCF-dependent proteasomal ubiquitin-dependent protein catabolic process
Cellular component (GO): cytoplasm; nucleus
Molecular function (GO): cullin family protein binding
Source: RefSeq, a predicted model, not a curated record
CAACCUAGUAUUGUCUAGGCAUUGUCAAUUUUUUUAUUCCCUACCCUAUUGAGGAUUAAUGUUGAGAAGCUAUGUUUGGUUUAAAAAUAAAGUCUGCAAACGCAAGUAGUAUCUGAGAGGGAACGUCUCUCUGAUAUAGACACAAAUAAAACACAGUGCUGAAAAUGAUCAGCAGGCAUAUCAAUGUCUGUGGAGAAAGAAACAAUUUGUAUCAUACAUAUUUCCCUUUAAAUUGCGGGGGAAGGAUCAGAACACUGGUGAGGUGCAUCACGGGAUUUGGAGUCCCGGGGUGCAUGCGUGAACUACAAUACCCGGUGCGCACAUCGACAGGUGACCGUCACGUGAUGGGACAGCGGCGUUAACGCGAAGCCUCGGGAUUCCAGCGGUCCGUCGAAAAUGCCUGCCAUUAAGCUACAAAGCUCAGAUGGAGAGAUCUUCGAGGUUGACGUGGAAAUAGCAAAGCAGUCUAUCACAAUCAAAACAAUGUUGGAAGAUCUAGGUAUGGAUGAUGAAGGUGAUGAUGAUCCAGUGCCACUCCCAAACGUGAAUGCUGCUAUUCUGAAAAAGGUAAUCCAGUGGUGUACGCAUCAUCGAGAUGACCCUCCCCCACCAGAGGAUGAUGAAAACAAAGAAAAACGAACUGAUGACAUACCAGUGUGGGAUCAGGAGUUUCUGAAAGUUGACCAGGGCACUCUCUUUGAACUAAUACUGGCUGCAAACUACCUUGAUAUCAAGGGUCUUCUUGAUGUAACUUGCAAAACAGUGGCAAAUAUGAUUAAAGGAAAAACUCCUGAAGAAAUUCGCAAAACAUUCAACAUUAAGAAUGAUUUCACUGAAGAAGAGGAGGCACAGGUACGAAAGGAGAAUCAGUGGUGUGAAGAGAAGUGAUCCAAUGAGGAAACGUGCAGUUCAAUGGAAGAUCUUAUGCCUGCACAAUUUAUUAAUCACUAUUAGCCUGUGAUACUUUAAAAUAUAGUGUCAAGAUAACCAUGCAUAAACAUUUGUAAUAGUGUUUAGUUUUGAGCUUAAUGCUUGCUUCAUGAAACCAGUUUUUGUUUAUUUUUUUUCAAGCAGUGUUUCCAGCAUAUUUAUUACUUCAUCAUGUGAGUUUUCCCUUGUUGCUGUUUGGAAUUAAAGUUGUGUAAAGAACUCCACUGGCAGUAUGAUAGCAAUUGGAAUUCAAAACCUUUUUUUUCUUUUUUUGUUUCUUAACUUGUAAUUAGAAUUUACUUUAUUGUGGAUGGUCUAUUCAGGUUUUCAAAAGACCCUGUUAUUGUCUAAAGUGGGCCCCAUUCCUUUUUUUUUAAUUUGAGGGAAUACAUUGUAUCAUAGCUACUAGCUAAUUCAGUUUUUUUUACCAGCUAAAUAUCAUAGCUCUUAAACUUAAUGCAGUGCAAAAAUACCCUGAGUGGACUGUCCAGUGAUCUUUCAGAAUACAUUCCUGCUCUAUCAAACACAAAAUUAUGUUAUUGAAAACUUAACUUAAUAUUCACUGUGCAUGGCAUUGAAAUGCCCUGUGAGUGGAUAAGACUGAGGGGAAAGUAGUACUGGUUUAAAUAAAAGACCUGUGCUGAAAGCA